This is a messenger RNA of Bipolaris sorokiniana ND90Pr, 935 nucleotides long. RefSeq lists its product as uncharacterized. The record is from RefSeq and is a predicted model, not a curated record. The transcript has a single exon. Lineage: Eukaryota; Fungi; Ascomycota; Dothideomycetes; Pleosporales; Pleosporaceae. Bases 303 to 779 code for a protein of 158 amino acids.
AGGGUCUCCUGUCUCUCGCAUAGAGACUUUUCCACGCACACCCAGCAAGCCUAGAACCAAGCAGACCAAACUCGCGCUCGGGGAUGAAACAGCGGACUUUGCAGUUAUAUGCGAGGGGACGCGGUAUAUGGCGCAUAGGGCCAUUUUGUCAGCCUCGUCACCUUACUUUGCGCGUAUGUUCCGCUUCAGCGGCAGCGUAAGCCUCCCCUUUUCCCCAAAUCCAGCUUUCCUUCAUAUCUAAACUGAUUGAACAGGAGAUCAGCAACAAGGAAGUCGACGUGUCAGAUGUCGACGCGCUGUCCAUGAAGCAAGUCUUGGAUUACAUGUACACAGGCAUGUAUGCGCUUCCGUGCGGCAUCCUUAUCCCAGCAACCGACUACUGCAAGCACAGCAGCUUGGCUCUCCUAGAGGGACCUGUUAGCAGUCCGAAGAUCUUCAAGCGCAAGUGUCCUUGUGCUGGGAAGUGUCUUGCUCCUGCGCAUCUCCUCAUGCAUGUGCACAUCUACACGGUCGCAGACUAUCUGGACAUGUUUGUCCUUAAAUCGUACGCACAACAGGGUGUGCAGGAUGUGUUGCAUGUUUAUUGGCAGGAUGAGAGCUUGGAGCUGGUCGAUGCACUGGAAGAGGCGUUCACAGCUACACCGGAUGAUGAUAGGGGGAUGAGAGACACAUUUGUGGAUGCGCUGAAGGAACAUCCGGGAUUGGCAGUUGAUGUUGGAGUCGUGAGAGCCUGGCUAGAUGCGAAUCCAGAUGUAGAUGAGAGUGUGAACUGGGGUUGAAUUCAGAGAUUGGCUGUAACGUGAUAGGUGGAUUGACCAAAGGCUGGUUUUGAUACGUCCUGAACUGAUGCAUGGAAAAAUCCAACAUGCUAUUCCAGCGACAAUCGAUCGUAAAAGCAUCAUUAUAAGGAUUUAACGCCAGACCGAACACCUGCU